AUGCAGCUAUUCUUUCUUUUACCGAGUGUCCUCUUGGGAUGGACGAUCAUGUUUGGCCUUGCCUACGCAGCCCUGGUCAGGGCCCGCAGCAUGCCUUGUGCCCUGAGGCUUGCAACACUUGCUGACCCUUGUGCUUGUGUACCAGAAAUCGGACAUCCACGCUGCGAGUGUGGCUACACGAUUAACGCUACCGAUGGAUCGAGUCCCUACGCCCUCUUUACCGAUUUCCUAGAAACCGAUUUCAUGCACCUAUACAAACUACCUGACAGCAUCGAUAUACCGGCCUCGGAAGCUGUGGGCUGGGCUGUGCAAGCAUACAACAUCACCCCAUCGGCCGCUCGGGGUCCUUACGGCAAAGCUGCCGAGAUCGAUAAUGUUGUCUUGAACCCACUACCUUCACGCAAAGCCUGGGGCGGCGAAGGACAGCUAGGCGGUGCGCCAGGGCUGCAAGUUUGGGUCCGAAGUCAACAAGACCUGCUGGGCCCGGUCGGAGACCAGAUGACUCGCUCUGGAGAGAUUGACAGUCUGCGUCGCGAUAUGCGUUAUGGCAGCUUCAGAGUUAGCAUGAAGAUGAGCAAUGUCUCUGGCACUUGCGCUGCCUUCUUCUGGUAUCGCAACGACUCGCAGGAGAUUGAUAUGGAAUACCUGAGCCGUCAGAACAUCUAUGAGAAUAGCAACGGCUCUUCACCCAUCAAUCUCGUCGUCCAAUCGCCAGCCUCUGCAGAUGCAAACUACAAUGCGAUCAACACAAGCACCUUCCGCGUCGAAAACUUGCCCUUCAAGCCUAGUGCUGGUUACCACGAAUAUCGUUUCGACUGGACACCAGAGCGGAUUGUCUUCUUCGCCGACGGCCAGCGUCUCCAAGAGUUCGAAAACACCUUUGAUGGCGAUGCACCUGACGCGCCUGGAACCUUGAUGCUCAAUCAUUGGUCUACAGGCAAUGAGGGUUGGAGUGGGGGACCGCCAGCUCAAGAUGCUGUUCUCACGCUCAGCUAUGUCAAAGCCUACUUCAACUCGAGCAACGCGACACGAGAGAACGAGUGGCGCAAUGCCUGCGCCAGAGACCGUAAUUGGACUGGCCGAACGUGUCCGAUCCCUGACUUUCCUGCUCAAGGUAUCGACCCUCAACGUACUGGGUUGGAAGACCCGGGCAAGAGCUACUUUUUCAUGUAUGACGACUACUGCAAUGUCAAUCAGACCAUGUAUCCAGCCGCUACAGGAGGAGAACCAAGUUCGGGUGGUCCGUCUUUGACAUCACAUUCACCUACGACAUGGUCAUUACUAGGUUGGACGGCGAUGUUCAGUCUGUUCCUACUUGGUGGUUGA
Aureobasidium vineae is the source of this 1326-nucleotide messenger RNA. NCBI's taxonomy places the organism in Eukaryota, Fungi, Ascomycota, Dothideomycetes, Dothideales, Saccotheciaceae. The record is from the annotation of a GenBank genome assembly.